Molecule: messenger RNA, 735 nt
Organism: Rodentolepis nana
Lineage: Eukaryota; Metazoa; Platyhelminthes; Cestoda; Cyclophyllidea; Hymenolepididae
Source: the annotation of a GenBank genome assembly
AUGAAUUCAAUGGAAGUACGUGAAUAUUUCAGUGAAUAUAUUGACUGCGUAGAUGUGGUCAAAUUGGCAAGCAUUCUCCCUGAUGGGGGAUUUUUGGCCCUUGAAUUAAUGAGACGAGACGCCCAUUCUGUAAUGAAGGAUAUGCUCUAUGGUCCCAAUAGUGAUAAAAUCAACAUAUUCGCAAACUCUGAUAUAUUUAUGCCUACUCAGGACCCAAAAUCUUCUGACAAGUUUUCUCGAACCAUAUUCUCCCUCCCAUCGAAUCAAAAACACUUCGAAAUUAAAGACAGUACAUGUGCAGUAAUUAAACCCCAUGCUGUUAAUAAUGGAUUAAUUGGAGAAAUAUUGGAAAACAUUCUCUCUGGUGGAUUUCAGAUAAUAGCUGCUCGGGAUUUUAUUCUAUCUAAAGCAGACGCCAUUGAAUUUUUGGAAGUUUACAAGGGCGUGCUCAAUGAAUAUCCAAAGUUAAUCAAUGAGUUUACAAAUGGAAUAUGCGUGGCUCUACAUAUUACUCAUUGUGAUCCUCGCUACAUACCUGGAGAUCCAGAUUCCGUACAGCAAAAGUUUCGAGAAUUUAUCGGUCCUAUGGACCCGGAAAUAGCACGAUGUAUUAAGCCAAAUAGUAUUCGCGCCAAAUAUGGAGUUAACCUCGUCGAAAAUGCUGUUCACUGUACAGAUCUACCGGAUGAUGUUCAAUUAGAGAUUGACUUCCUGUUCCGCAUGUUGAGUGAUUAA